AUGAAGAAAGAACAAUCAUUCCUCUUCGUGCUCUCUGUUUUGUCCUUUCUGCUAGGAUGUGGUUGCUUUGGAGUCGGGAUUUAUUCAUCUUUGCCAGGAGUCAAAUUCGAUUUGAUUGAUGUAUUGGAGGACUGUCUGAUUAUUCAUCCCACUGUUCAAAAAAACCGUACUGAAAUUCAAGAAACCCUCAUGCCCCUCCGCAAACUUGCUCUCGAACAGGUAUCAAAACUAAGAAGUUCAACAGGAAGUUCAAUUUUUCUCCUUAUCCUGAUGCUUUCAUUUUUCAUUGUCGCCGCUGUUUCCGCCGCAGUGAUAGGAACAUGUUAUUGGAAUGAUAACUACAGAGUAAGCCGCACUUCUCAUUCAAAAAGCAGCAGUAUUGUGUUUUACGCAGGAAAUAACGAAUUUGGAGUAAAGACGCACAAGAAUAUUAACUACCAUUCUGCAGUGGGAGCUUCUAUUUCAGUUGAUGUAACGGAGGAAACUAACAAUGAAGUGGUUCGUUUCUACCAGCAGUCAGCCAAGUUCAAAAUAAUUAAGUCAUCAUAG
This is a messenger RNA of Caenorhabditis remanei, 549 nucleotides long. RefSeq lists its product as uncharacterized. NCBI's taxonomy places the organism in Eukaryota, Metazoa, Nematoda, Chromadorea, Rhabditida, Rhabditidae. The record is from RefSeq and is a predicted model, not a curated record. The coding region runs from base 1 to 549 and encodes 182 amino acids. The transcript is spliced from 2 exons.